Molecule: messenger RNA, 1316 nt
Organism: Patella vulgata (common limpet)
Lineage: Eukaryota; Metazoa; Mollusca; Gastropoda; Patellidae
Product: xanthine dehydrogenase-like
Exons: 15
Coding region: 171-1316 (381 amino acids)
Molecular function (GO): oxidoreductase activity; FAD binding; 2 iron, 2 sulfur cluster binding
Source: RefSeq, a predicted model, not a curated record
UGAUGUAUACAGUAUUCGGUUAUACGACUUGCUGAACGUUGAGGAUUACCGUCAAUACUGUCAAAAAAUCUUUGUAGACAAUACGCUUGACCCAGAGCACCACCGUAAAUACAGUAUUUAUCACCAGGGAGUUAACUAUAGUUUGUAAUUGUUAAAUACCAAGUGCUGUAAUGGAAGGAAAAUCAAACCAAAAUCUUGUCUUCUACGUCAAUGGCGAAAAGAUAAUUGAAAACCAACCAGACCCAAAAUGCACCUUAUUACAAUAUCUCCGAAAUAAACUAACUCUAACUGGUACUAAGUUAGUUUGUGGUGAAGGAGGGUGUGGUGCCUGUACUGUUAUGAUAUCAAAAUAUGAUGAUAAAAACCACACAAUUCGACAUUAUUCAGUAAACGCGUGUUUAACACCCGUUUGUGCUGUACAUGGUUUAGCUGUUACAACUACUGAAGGUAUUGGUAGUCUUCGUACAAGAUUACAUCCAGUACAGGAACAGAUAGCUAAAAGUCAUGGAUCACAAUGUGGUUUUUGUACACCUGGCAUGGUUAUGUCUAUGUACACUUUGUUAAGGAAUAAUCCACAACCUACGAUGUUACAGAUAGAAAAAUACCUAGAAGGAAAUUUGUGUAGAUGUACAGGAUAUAGGCCGAUAUUACAAGGUUACGGUGUAUUUUCUAAGGAAAGUUGUGGUAUGGGAGAACAGUGCUGUAAAAACAAACCAAGGGACAAAGAAGACGACAAUAGUAACAAAGAAAAUGAAAAUUAUAUUCCGCCUUAUGAUCCUACACAAGAACCAAUAUUUCCACCUGAUUUAAAGGUUAACUAUAAAGAGUAUAAUGAGAAACGACUGAUGUUUGAAACUAAUCAAGUGAAAUGGUAUCGCCCAGUAACUUUAACUGAUUUAUUAGAAUUAAAAGAAGAAUAUCCGGAUUCUAAGAUUAUUAUAGGCAACACUGAAGUCGGUAUAGAAUCUAGGUUUAAAAAUAUGAAGUAUUCAGUAUUAAUCAACGCCAGUCAUGUACCUGAAUUAACAGAUAUAAAAUCUACUGAAGAUGGAAUUAAAUUUGGUGCCUCUGUUACAUUGUCUAAAGUAGAAGAAGUUCUUGAAAAGGCUAAGGAAGAUUUGCCAGAAUCCAGAUGUAGAAUAUUUACAGCUGUUAUUGAAAUGUUAAAAUGGUUUGCUGGUAAACAAAUAAGAAAUACUGCUGCUGUUGGAGGAAAUAUAAUGACAGCAAGUCCUAUUUCUGAUUUAAAUCCUAUAUUUCAAGCCAGCAGCGCCAAAUUAGAAGUUGUGUCAAAAGGUAAAACCACCCGAAAAUGA